This is a messenger RNA of Neospora caninum, 1014 nucleotides long. Its product is annotated as putative DnaJ domain-containing protein. Bases 1 to 1014 code for a protein of 337 amino acids. The transcript has 2 exons. NCBI's taxonomy places the organism in Eukaryota, Apicomplexa, Conoidasida, Eucoccidiorida, Sarcocystidae. The record is from RefSeq and is a predicted model, not a curated record.
AUGGGUAAGGCACAGCCAUCCCCGUACGAAAUUCUCGGCGUGGCUCCGAACGCCUCUCGGGCAGAAAUCCGCGCUGCGUUCUUUCGGGCCGCGCGUGUGUGUCAUCCCGAUAAACAGCAGCAGCUCCAGAGACGGAGUGAACAGGACGGCUGCCCAUUGCUGUGUGAAGCCGACGCCCAAAGUUCCAAACCAGAUCCAAAAAGCGCCGUCUCGGAUGGUUGGUCGGCCGAUGGCAGGUUGCCAUCACUUUCCCCAGAUAGCGUAGGCGACCCUUCGGGAAUUCAGAGACGCAAGGACGACAGGGCCGAUGCCCACGUCGUAUCCGAGGAGACAGAGAAUGCACCUCGGUCACAGAGACUUGAACAGCUAGGGAGGAAAACCGACGGGCUGCCAGUCGAGAACACCUUGAGUUCGAAAGGGGCUGCAUCUCGGGACUUCGUUACUCUAAAGCAGGCAUUUGACGCGCUGCAACUGACCGAGACGCGCCAGGAGGUCGACCAAGCCCUUCUUCGGAGAGAGCUCGCGCAUGCCACUCGCGUCCGUUUUUCCGACCUCCAGUGGCUCGACGAAGACCUCUGUUUUUUUGCUUGUCGAUGCGGCGAGGAUAUUCCCCUCGACGCUUGCGACUUGGAAACCAGAAGAUGCGCGCGGAGAAAAAGCAAGACCUCUCCACGUGGGCCCUCUUCUGCCUCGUCUGGGGCUGAAGAGUCGGGGCUGUCGACGUCUCGUGACGGAGGAAGUGCACGGAGUGCCCCUGUCCUUCCAUGCGUGGCGGGAGGAGCGAAUAGGCUUUCUACAGAGAGGCCGGCCACGGGCGGUGAAGGAGAAGAAAGUGCGAACUUUGACGAGAAAGCACAGCGAAAGAGACGAGAGGACGGAGAGACAGGGCGUGAUGAGAAUGGCGGGGGAAAACGGGAGGGAAAAAGGGAGAACGGAGCUGGGGUGGAGGAUGAGGUGCUAAUCGAAGUUUCUUGUGAAAGCUGCUCGCUAACAAUCUGCGUAGUCGAUGCUUAG